CUCAUAGAACCGUUUAGCCACCCCUUUUGGUUUGUGGUAACCGUAACGGUCAAAUAUUACUGUUGAAACUUGUUAUUACGGGGUUUUUGUCGGUUGUCAGUAAUAUCCGAGUUUUAAAACUAGUUGUUGUAAUGGUCAAAGCUGAAAAAGCGGCUUCAGCAGUGAAAGCCAAACCUAGAAAAGCCAAUGGCUACAAAUUUCCUGAAAAACUUCCGGAAGGGCAAAUCCUUAAGGAUGUUAUGAAAAAGGAAUGGAUCCUUGGGCCUUCUAUUGGUAAAGGAGGCUUUGGUGAAAUAUAUUGUGCUGCACGAUAUGAGAAUGGAAAAUUUGAUAAGAGCUAUCCAUUUGUUGUAAAAAUAGAACCUCAUGAAAAUGGUCCUUUGUUUAUGGAAAAAAAUUUUUACAUCAAAGUAGCCAAGCUAGAAAAUGUUGAGGAGUGGAAAGCCAAGGAGAAAAUAAAAGUUUUAGGAAUUCCUACGUAUUAUGCCUCUGGCUCUCACGUUUUCAAAGAUGAAAAAUAUCGUUUUCUCAUUAUAGAGCGUUAUGGGAAUGAUUUGUGGAACUUGUUUUUAAAAAACAAGCGAUUCUUGCCUGAAACAGUUUUUAAAUGUGCCUUACAAAUAAUAGAUGUGCUUGAGUUCAUACACAGUCGGGAUUACAUACAUGGCGAUAUCAAAGGGGCCAAUCUUCUCUUAGGCUUGCAAAAAGGCACAGAGAACAAUGUAUUUCUUGUUGAUUUUGGUCUGGCUUGCAAAUACUCGACAAAAGAAUUUAAAAGAGAUCCAAAACAGGAGCACAAUGGAACUAUUGAGUAUACUAGCUGUGAUUGGCACCUUGGCGUGCCAACACGUAGAGGCGAUAUGGAAAUCCUUGGUUACAAUUUACUACACUGGAUUGCCUCAAGCUUACCAUGGGAAAAUGAUAUAAAAAAUAAAGAAAAAGUCCAUGAGAAAAAACAACAAUUAAUGAAAGAUGUUAGCAAUUACUUUAAAAAACAUUUUCCAAAUGUGCCAACAGUCAUUUCAAAAUACAUGGAGUACAUAUCAAAAUUAAAGUAUGAUGAGGCACCUGACUAUCAUUUUUGCAAAAAUCUUUUUACAACAGAACUGAAAAAGAUGUCAUGUCCUAUUGGAAGCAAACUUGAUUUUUCUGCAAUAAAGAAUACACCGAAAAAAAUACCUAGCACUCCUAAGAAAGUCGCGACUCCAAGAUCAGGGAAAAAGAGGAAAACUCCGACUAAAGAGAUUAACGAAGUCAGUGAUGCAGAUCCUGAAGAAAUCCAACCAAAAAGAACUAGAAGGACACCCAAGAGAAAUGGAGUUGUCCCAGAAGAAGACAAAGAAGAGGAAGAAAUUAAAUCAGAGACAACAGCUAAAUUAGAGCCAAAAGCUACUAAGCCCACACGUCGUGUAAGAAGGAAGAUUGAAAAGGUUGCCAUCUUAUCAGAUGAUGAGGAUGAUGAAAUUAUUGCUAGGACCCCUGAAGAACCAAAAAAGACUGUUAAAAAGACAAAAAAUCAAAAAAAAGAAGUGGACAAAGUUAGUUGGAGAGAUGCCCCAACAGUUGCAGGAAAUAUAAAUAAUAAAGCAGGUGAAUACAUUAAAAAAACAACGUUGUCAAGAAGGAAACCAUAAUAGAAAUUGUCUACUGCUGUUGUUUCAAAUAUUGCCUGACUUUUUAUUAUAUUUUUUUAAACUAUUUUAAUGUAUGAAUACAUCAUUUACUUGUUA
This is a messenger RNA of Cimex lectularius (bed bug), 1730 nucleotides long. RefSeq names its product serine/threonine-protein kinase VRK1 (gene ball). The transcript has 8 exons. The coding region runs from base 132 to 1634 and encodes 500 amino acids. The record is from RefSeq and is a predicted model, not a curated record. NCBI's taxonomy places the organism in Eukaryota, Metazoa, Arthropoda, Insecta, Hemiptera, Cimicidae. Gene Ontology annotation, cellular component: cytoplasm; nucleus. Gene Ontology annotation, biological process: peptidyl-serine phosphorylation; signal transduction. Gene Ontology annotation, molecular function: ATP binding; protein serine/threonine kinase activity.